CUGCUUAAAAAAUGAUAUUUUAAACUAUAUCACCUCACCUCAUACAGCCGGUCUUUAUUCCUACGAGUUGAAUGUAUGCCGAAAUCGAACAAAUGCUAAGACACUAAUAUCGGACAACGCUUGCGACGCACUCGAGUUGCGCAAAGGGCGGCCGAACGAAUCGCGCGACUCGUCCGUACUUGGCUCCCGGUUCGGUAGGCAUGCGGUUGUUCUGCCAUGGUAGUGUGAGGUCAAGGCAGAUGUUAGGAUGAGCCUGGACUCCUUGUUACCCAUCGCCCCGGCGAGGGUACGGGCAUUAGUCUUGCCCGUCGGUCAGAUCAAGCGGGACAGGUUUACGUCUUUUGUCCAAAGGCUAAACGAAGAGCAUGUUGUCCAACUUCGCGACAUCAGCGCCGAUGGGCGACCUAAUCGGAACAUGUUCUCUCCCCUCGCGUUCCCCGACGGUGCCAUGUUUUACGAUCUAAUCACCUACAUACCCCCUCCAUCCCACCUCGCUCUGGCCCCUUUCGAGCUUUUUCGUGAACCACUUGCGGUUAUUGCUAUCGCUGACGGCCGGGAGCUCGAAAAUGUCACGUUUAGCAAGAGACAAUCUGCCAAUGGCCAUGCGCCGACUAUUGUAGAGAGGAAUAUUAGGACUCUGUACCAAGAACUUGAGGAGCUGCGGGACGCGUAUCCAAAGAUCCUUACGCAUCAAGUGCUCAUAUUUGACUAUGCACCACAAUCAGAAAGUACGGUUCCUAUCCCCGAAGGCAUCAAAACAAUCCCACCGGUGGAAAACUCGAAUAGAACUACGGUUAAAACUAUCAUGUGUGAUAUAUCUUCCUUGUUGCUAGCGGAGAUGACAACCCUCGCCAAGUCCUUCGAAGGAACGACGUCUAUAGACUCCCCCGGUCAAGCUCCUGCGAGGCCGGGACUUAAUGGAGCGUCUUGGACUUCGGACGAUGCGAACCCAGCUGCACGAAGGAACUCGCAAUACGCCGUGUCCACCGUUACAAGGUCGGCAUCAACUAGCGGUGCUGCGGAUAGGAACCUUGCUCGCAUGUCCAUGCCAGCGCCUUUCAAGUCGCUCCCUUUUGGAUCUAGCAGCUCGACUCCUUCAGCACGGCCUACAACUCCCGUCCGUAGCGGGCUGUCUAACCCGCCAACCACAUUUGAAGACAUCACUACUACCGUGAACGAAAGCAAUCCCGAUGCACCAAUCCCUGAGACAUCUCGCCCAGGCUCUGCCGGAGGAACAAGACCAGCGAACCAAGACAAGGUUUCAAUAAUGGGCUUUGGGUCUGGUAGUUUGAACGAGAGGUGGAGGAAUAAAAGCCGAGGUCGAGUGAUAAUCUUGGUAGGAUCCUUAUAUCUUCAGGCUGGUCGGUGGACGGACGCGCUGAAAGAGCUGAUCGAGGGUGCAACUAUCGCAAAGUCUAUCAAUGACCACCUAUGGCACGGCAAGGCACUCGAACUCAUUACGAUAUGUCUACUCUUACUUGGUUGGGCCGGAGUUGAGUUUCAAGUUCCCGCAAUAUGCCUACCUGCGAACGAGAAGUCAAUCAGCGCCAUAGCUAAAGGCCCAGCAGAACUCGAAGAGGGCGACGUUGAGCAGCCAAAACAGCUACGGCACCUCCAAGCCAUUCUUCCAGAUCUGCUUGACAGAAUAAUAGCACUAUAUUCAAGGAUAUCUGGCGAACAGCUUCCCCCAUUCCCACUUUCGGAAUCUAUCAUCAGGUUCUGCACACUGCUCACAGUUCUCUAUUUGUGCGAAGGCAGGCUUGAUAAGAAAGCCCUGGGAAAAGCCGUCCUCGGUGAUCUGCCUACAAACACUCUCACUACAUCACCUCGCCUAAUUAUCGUCCCCCCCCGCGCUCAAAUCGCAACUUUGUUAUUUAAGGCUUUCCCAUCGUCUGCGCCGGAAUUGCUUACAACUGUAGACCGUGCAAUCAUUCUUAGCGGAAUUUCUACUAUCCUUGGCUUACUAGGCUUCCAUAGAAAAAAGGCCAUGGUUGUGCGAGAAUUGGUGUCGGUAUUAAUCGGAGGAUUGGUUGAAGCGAGAACACGAGGCGCCGCUGAAGUCGGUAUUCAUCCGGCGGCCGGUCUAAUAGCGCUCAAUGCUGGUCACGAAAAUGGUGCCGGGUCCCUUGAUCUGGGAGAGGGAGAUAUAGAACAUGGGAUCGACGCUUUUCUCGGGCUACUAUCCAAAAUCUAUGGGGUUAUCAGCUUCGACAAGGACACGCGUGAAGCCUCUGAAUCGCAUCAAGCGGCUGACACAGACGAAAAAGUCAUCUCGAGAAUUCAGAGUCAAGCGGCAAUUAGGCAGUUUGGAUUUCAAAAUAUCAAGCUCAACGUCCUGCGGGCUUGCAUUAAUUUCUCUGAGGCUUUACCAGACUUUAAUGGCGUAUUGAAGUUUUCGAGCGAUCUGUUGCGCACUGCCGGAAGCGGAGUUGCGCCAGGACCGCGUCGGGAAGAUGCGGCACCGAUAAUUACAAGAGACGAGCAGAUCAGGUUGGCAAAUAAUAUCUCAAAGACGUCUGGCUUAUCUCAGAGGCUAGGUCUGGAAAGCCUUUCUGGAGAAUACUGGGACGAAUUCCUCGUCCGGGGGAUCACAAUGGAUCCUUUGCCGCAAAGUAGAACACCCAUACCGCAUUCCAAACAUGUUUUGCCAAGUGUGACAACGGCGCGCACUUCGCAAGACGUAAACCCUUUCAUCUACAACCCAUUUAUAAGAGAUUCGGAUAAGGCGGCGGUGGAGAGGACACUUGUUGCUGGAGAAGCAGCAGUUUUUAGGGUUACGUUUCAGAACCCCUAUGAAAUCGACGUCGAUAUUGAGAGUAUCAAAUUAGAUGCUGAAGGGGCCGAUUUUGAGUCGUCUACAACAAGCACGAUAAUAGGGCCGUAUCGUACACAGAUCCUGAAGCUCACUGGCACCCCUAGAGCUGCAGGCCCGUUGAAGAUAAAGGGGGCUAUCGUGAAGGUACGCGGAUGCCGCGAAAGAAGAUUUCCCAUCUUCCCUCAGCCAUGGGCUCCGGAUACGGAAACCAAAGUUAAGGGGAUCGGGUUGGCUUCAUUAGAGCAGGUUAAGACGUUGCCCUUUUCUGGGCCUUUGUUGAGCCCGGACAGCAUUGGACUAAGCACUAUCCCUGCACAGCCUAUAAUUGCUAUUAAAUCUACGUCUCUCCUUCAGGAUUCAGUAAUGAUUUUAGAAGGAGAGCGCCAGGUAUUUUCGGUGACGCUACAAAACUUAUCACAAUCUACGCCAGCGGAUCUACUGCUUUUCUCUUUCCAAGACUCAACGCAAGGCCCCCUACAAAUAGCAUUGACAAGUAGAGACGCAACACCUGCGGAAUUAUACGAGUAUGAACUCAUCCUGGCAAGGAAACAGGCUUUGCGACUGCGCAAGACCAACGACUCUGAGAGGUACAUAGCACCUGGAGGCACGGCUACUUUUGAUUUCGAGAUUCUCGGAAAGCCUGGCCUUACCAAUGCGACUAUCCAAGUCGACUACGCAUACCUUGGUGUACCCCAAUCCGAAAUUACCGAGCAAUUCUACACCCGCCAAACCUGCCUCGACUUAACUAUCACCGUCAACGCGAGCAUAGAACUCGCGAGGAUGGACGUUCUACCCCUCACAAAUGGUGUACCUAAACCCAUUUGGUCUCGCGUGGGUGCGGAGGCGGCGGAAAUAGAGACUUCGCUCUCUGAUGAAGAGUACUGUCUUCUGUUACUAGAUCUCCGGAAUGCCUGGCCAAGUGAUAUGCAAGUCUGCCUCGCGGCAGAGAGCGGUAUCAUGAUAAAGGAGCAUAUCCUACCGGGAAAUACUAACCGCGUCGUCUUCCCCGUUCCAAGAGUAUACAUAGAGGACCCCCACGCAUCAAUCCCGGCUCUCAACCCCUCUCGCCAACGGCAAUUCGUCGUCAGCAGCAGCAAGAUCACACCGGAAAUAGAGCGCGGCAAUCGCGAAGCAUUCUGGUACCGCGAGAAGGUUCUAGAAAAGCUAUCCGGCUCAUGGAGGACUCUGUCCGGACCCUCGAGAGAAGGAACCAUCGAGUUACGCGGUAUCCGCCUCGCGCCGCGUAUGAUCGAGGCGAUCAAGAUCGACGAGGUUGGGAUUGAUAUUUUUAUCGAGGAUCCGGAAGAUGACGACGAAGACGAAGAAGACUCCCCGCGGGAAAGCAAAAGCACAAUCUUCACAAACGAGUUCGCCCAAGUCAAAGUCGUCAUCACGAACCGCAUGAACGAACCUGUAUACCCUACCCUGCGCCUCAUGCCCUCGCUAUGCCAUCGCCCCUUAAACGUAGCCCUCGACUUUACGCGCAAGUUCGCGUGGAACGGCACGCUGCAGCAAACCUUGCCGCUAAUCGAAGCCAAAUCGAGCGCCGAAGUCGUGCUCGGUGUGACGGCCCUGUGUCGCGGGGAGUUUGAGAUCUCGGCUUCAGUCGAGGAGACGCAGCUCUGGAUACCGGAGGAUGGGGAUAAGGAGAGGGGCCGCCCGCUGCGCUCCGAGACGGAGAUCCUAAUGGAUACGGUCCUGGGUGCUAAGGAGAGGCGCUUGUGGCAUUCUCGACGCCCGUGCUUUGUUAGCGUGAGGGAUAAGGGUAGGGAUAGGGAGGGGGCGUGAGUAAGUAGGUUGAAGGGAGGAGGGAGGGAAGGGGAUAGGAGAGUAUAUGCGACGUAACGUAACGUAACAUAACAUAACGUGAACGGCGGAUAGUCCCGCGAUCGGGGAGGUACAUGUAUGUAUAAAAAGAGAGGACGUUUUAGAGAGAGAUAACUACUAGAUGAAUGAAGCGAAGUAACUGGUUAUGAGAUGAGAUCCCGGGGCAGUUACAGUUGCAGUUACAGCUACAGCUACAGCUACACAUAAUCACCUAACUAAUCAAACAGACAGACAUAGUUUGGUCCCUGAUAAGGCGGUUUUGGGGGGGUCAACUGCCGCGUAUACUGUCCCGUUCUAGUUACAUUGUGUCCGAGCGUGACGAUUAACUACACGUUUUGGAUACUGAGAUUGCGUGGACGCAUGGGCGGUGAGUGGGUGUAGGUGGUUUGUGUGAAUGGUGUGAGUGUGUAAUACUCGGUUUUGCUGGUGUACCUAGGUAUGUAUUCAAGGAGAGUGGUAUUUUAGGAUUACCUAGAUAUGUACAUACAAGCAGCUCAUGUUCAAUCGAGUACCUACCUACCUAAUCUGAGAUAGCCCUAACCAUACUUCGUAAUUUUAUCUUGGGUUAACGAAGUGCUAUCAAUGGUCUACCUCGAUUUGUCCUGGAAUAGAUGAUGUUGGC
This is a messenger RNA of Daldinia decipiens, 5264 nucleotides long. Its product is annotated as Trs120-domain-containing protein. NCBI's taxonomy places the organism in Eukaryota, Fungi, Ascomycota, Sordariomycetes, Xylariales, Hypoxylaceae. The record is from RefSeq and is a predicted model, not a curated record. Gene Ontology annotation, cellular component: trans-Golgi network. The coding region runs from base 248 to 4603 and encodes 1451 amino acids. The transcript has 2 exons.